This is a messenger RNA of Lycium barbarum (goji berry), 501 nucleotides long. RefSeq lists its product as uncharacterized. Lineage: Eukaryota; Viridiplantae; Streptophyta; Magnoliopsida; Solanales; Solanaceae. The transcript has 2 exons. The coding region runs from base 1 to 501 and encodes 166 amino acids. The record is from RefSeq and is a predicted model, not a curated record.
AUGUAUGCUGGUCGGAAGGUUCUAGAUUUAGAGUUUAUGGAGGGUGAGCAGGUUCUUCUGAAGAUUUCACCCAUGAAGGGUGUUUUGCGAUUUGGGAAGAGAGGCAAGUUAAGCCUGAGGUACAUUGGUCCAUUUGAGAUUCUCCGUCGUGUUGGUGCGGUGGCUUAUGAGUUAGCUUUGCCACUAGGCUUGUUGGGUGUUCCUCCUAUAUUCCUUAUUUCUAUGCUGAAGAGGUGUCAUUUAGACAUGUCUUACAUCAUUCGUUGGGACUCUAUGUUGCUUGAUGAGAAUCUGUCUUAUGAGGAGGAGCCUAUAUCUAUCUUGGAUAGGCAUGUGAGAAAGUUGAGGUCUAAGGAGAUAGCUUCUAUUAAGGUGCAAUGCAAGCACCGUCUUGUUGAGAAGGCCACAUGGGAGCUGAGUUCGAUAUACGUUUCAGAUAUCCUCAAUUGUUUGCUGACUCAGUUUGCAUCUGGGAGAUCUCAGGUGAUUGGCGGGUUUUAG